AUGGCGAGGCGAGAAGACGACUCGUACACCAACGGGUCGGUGUUCGAGGAGGCGUCCGUGGAGGAAGGGAGGAAGGACAAGUCGGAGGCGUACGCCGAAGAUGUCGACGGGCAGCAGUCUGGGGAGGCCGGCGACGCGCUCUGCGGCGUGCCGGCGUCAGUUGCUUUCAUCCAGCAGCUCAUCGCGGAGUUCCUGGCGACCUUCUUCCUCAUCUUCGCCGGGUGCGGGGUCAUCACGGUGAACGAGAAGAACGGCAUGGCCACGUUCCCGGGCGUCGCCGUGGUGUGGGGGAUGACCGUCAUGGCCAUGAUCUACGCCGUCGGCCACGUCUCCGGCGCGCACAUCAACCCCGCCGUCAGCGUCGGCUUCGCCAUCUCCGGCCGCUUCCCGUGGAAAAAGGUCCCGGCGUACAUGGUGGUGCAGACGGUGGCGGCGACAGCGGCGAGCCUGAUGCUGCGGCUGAUGUUCGGCGGGCGGCACGAGGCCGCCCCGGUGACGGUGCCGGCCGGCUCCAACAACAUGCAGUCGCUCGUCCUCGAGUUCAUCAUCACCUUCUACCUCAUGUUCGUCAUCAUGGCCGUCGCCACCGACGACCGAGCGGUCGGGCAGAUGGCCGGGCUCGCGGUGGGCGGCACCAUCAUGCUCAACGCGCUGUUCGCCGGGCCGGUGUCGGGGGCGUCGAUGAACCCGGCGAGGAGCAUCGGGCCGGCGCUGGUGGGGAGCAAGUACAAGGCGCUGUGGGUGUACAUCUUCGGGCCGUUCGCCGGCGCGGCGGCCGGGGCGUGGGCGUACAACCUCGUCCGCCGCACCGACAGGACGCUCGGAGAGAUCACCAAGAGCGCCAGCUUUAUC
This is a messenger RNA of Panicum hallii, 852 nucleotides long. Its product is annotated as aquaporin NIP1-4-like. The annotation marks the transcript as partial. The record is from RefSeq and is a predicted model, not a curated record. Gene Ontology annotation, cellular component: membrane. Gene Ontology annotation, molecular function: channel activity. Gene Ontology annotation, biological process: transmembrane transport. NCBI's taxonomy places the organism in Eukaryota, Viridiplantae, Streptophyta, Magnoliopsida, Poales, Poaceae. The transcript has 5 exons.